This is a messenger RNA of Cornus florida, 1293 nucleotides long. Its product is annotated as expansin-like A2. Gene Ontology annotation, cellular component: extracellular region. The transcript has 5 exons. Lineage: Eukaryota; Viridiplantae; Streptophyta; Magnoliopsida; Cornales; Cornaceae. The coding region runs from base 134 to 913 and encodes 259 amino acids. The record is from RefSeq and is a predicted model, not a curated record.
UAACGGGACACCACUAAUCCUCUCCUUAUAGUCUCUCUCUCUCUCUCCCACUAUAUAAUCUCUGUGUGUGCGUUAUUUUUCAUUAGACUCACCAUUAAUUAAUUCACUCUUUCUAAAUAAUUUUAUCAGCAAAAUGGCUCUCUUUCUAUAUUUGUUCUUCUUGAUCAUCUCAUCUGCGAGUGCUUGUGAUAGAUGUGUACAUCAAGCCAAGGUUGCUUACUACGCCUCAGAUUCUGUUCUUUCAGCUGGGGCUUGUGGUUAUGGUGCGUUGGCUUUAGGCUUCAAUGGUGGAAACCUUGCAGCUGCUGUUCCUAGCCUUUACAGAGAUGGUGCUGGUUGUGGUGCGUGUUUUCAGAUAAGAUGCAAAAACACAACCAUUUGUAACAAAGAAGGGACUGGAGUAACAGUAAUUGAUCUCAACCAGAACCACCACAAUGAUUUUGUUGUUAGCAACAAAGCUUUCAUGGCCAUGGCUAAUAAUGGAAUGGGCCAAGAAGUUUUGAAACUAGGGGUUGUCGACGUGGAAUAUAAGAGAGUACCAUGUGUCUACAAUAAUCAAAAUUUAGCUGUUCGAGUGGAAGAAUCAAGUCAAUACCCACAUUAUCUAGCAAUUAAGUUCCUGUACCAAGGUGGCCAAACCGAUAUUGUUGCAGUUGACGUUGCCCAGGCUGGUUCAACAAAUUGGAGUCCCAUGGAACGAAAUUUUGGGGCUGUGUGGGACGUAAGUAAGGCUCCUCCGGGGCCGUUGCAGUUUCGAUUUUUUGUGACGACUGGGAACGACCGGAAGUCGGUGUCGGCACAAAAGGGGCUUCCUGCCGAUUGGAAGACGGGGGUGGUCUAUGAUUUUGGAGUUCAGAUCAAUGACAUUGCACAGGAAGCUUGUUCUCCAUGUGAUGAUGUGAAUUGGAAAUAAAAUAUUUUCCUCCAUAAUUAUGCGAACACACCUCCAGUGUUUGUUUUGGUUGCUUAUGUUUAUACUGAAUCAAAUGAUAGAAAAGAUUCAGGAAAUGAGAAUAUAUAUGUAUAUAUUAUGUAUCUAUCUAUGAGUACCUGACAUCCUCUCCUUCAAUCAGUUGGAGACGCACAAGAUGCAGGUUGUCUCUCUCCAACGGCUAUAAUUGAUUUUUUGAUUUUCUGUUCUGUUUGAGUAUAGGCCCGGGCUUGUUAGUACAUGGUUGGGCCUCUAUGCAUAUGUUUGUACUUUUGUUUUGCUGGCCGUUUGGGCCUAGCUACUCUUAGCUGAAUCCCAAUGUAAUUAUUACAUAUUUAUUAUACAAUUGUUUAAUUUACCAA